AUGCCCUCACUCACCAGGAUAAAGAUUAUAGUAGCGAUUAAUUUAAAUGACGCGUUAGAUCCAACGGUCAUAAACAAAACUCACUAUAUCCGAGUCACAGCGGUCUCACAAAUAACUCGUGUCACUCGGUUUCACGACUCAGUACUAGACUCACUCACCUUCUAUCUCUCGUCUUCCAACCCUUAUUUUCUCACUUUUUUUGUUACCUCUGAACAACAUAACAUUGCGUUCAUCCCUGUUAUUUGCGGUGGCCUUUUUCGUCUUUUCACUCUCUCCCUUUUUCAUAUCCAAUCACACGGUCCAUCUCUUCCCACGGUUUCACUUUUUCAUUCUUCAUUCUUCAUCGCUCUCCGCCACCUUACGAAAUCGUUUCAUGGUUCUCGCUACUUCCUGAUUCCUCCUCCGAUUUCAUCAUCGUUACUUCGAUUGAGGGUUUGGAUUGAGAUUGAGAUUGAGAUCUGUUUGUUUGGGGUUUGA
Messenger RNA from Vicia faba (fava bean), 477 nucleotides. Lineage: Eukaryota; Viridiplantae; Streptophyta; Magnoliopsida; Fabales; Fabaceae. The record is from the annotation of a GenBank genome assembly.